CAGAGCAGCCUAACUGCUGACCUCUUUUUCAGAUCGUUCUGUGGAAGGUCGAUGAAAUGGCGGCGUUAAUUCACACUUUAGCAGACCACAGCGACGAUGUCAACUACUGCGCCUUCUCACCAUCGUGCUUGGCUACGUGUUCCUUGGACAAAACCAUUCGUGUUUAUUCCUUAAGCGACUUCACUGAGCUCCCGUACUCACCUUUGAAGGGCCACACGUACGCUGUCCACUGCUGCUGCUUCUCUCCGUCGGGACGUGUCCUAGCUUCCUGCUCAACGGACGGCACGACCAGGCUGUGGGACGCUGGCGACGGCCGGGUGCUGGCGGUGCUGGAGCAGCCCAGCAGCAGCCCCGUUAGGGUCUGCCGGUUCUCCCCCGAGUCUGCGUACCUGGUGUCGGGGGCAGCGGACGGGAGUGCGGUGCUUUGGAACCUGCAGUCGCUGACACCCUACAGGUCUGGCAGUGUCAAAGAUGGUUCUUUGGUGGCCUGUGCGUUUUCUCCUGAUGGAAGUUUCUUUGUCACUGGAUCAUCGUGUGGCGAUUUAACCAUUUGGGAUGACAAAAUGAGAUGCCUGGGUACUGAAAAAGCACACGAUCUUGGCGUCACCUGCUGUGAUAUUUCCUCCCAGCCAGUUUCUGAUGGUGAACAUGGAUUCCGACACUUCCGGAUGGCUUCCUGUGGUCAAGACAAUCAGAUCAAACUCUGGCUUAUUUCGGUUACAGAUUUCUCAGGUGUUGAAGUGAAACACAAGUGCACGUUGGACGGACACUCUGCCCCGGUGCUGGCUUGUGCGUUUUCCUGCGACGGGCGGAUGUUGGCGUCCGGGUCUGUGGACAAGUGUGUCAUCGUACGUGAGCCUAGCACUGGCAGCACCCUCCAUACUUUGUCUCGGCAUACCAGAUACGUUACAGCUUGUGCCUUCGCACCCACUCGUCCCUUGCUGGCCACAGGCUCCAUGGAUAAAACGGUCAACGUCUGGCAGCUUG
Eurypyga helias (sunbittern) is the source of this 987-nucleotide messenger RNA. RefSeq names its product WD repeat, sterile alpha motif and U-box domain containing 1 (gene WDSUB1). The record is from RefSeq and is a predicted model, not a curated record. Gene Ontology annotation, molecular function: protein binding. The annotation marks the transcript as partial. NCBI's taxonomy places the organism in Eukaryota, Metazoa, Chordata, Aves, Eurypygiformes, Eurypygidae. The transcript is spliced from 7 exons.